UACCUUUUUAUUAUUAAUUUUUAUUGUUUUAGGUUUUCGGUGGGAGUUUUCGCUGGGAUACAAUAGAGGGGGAAGGGCUUAAGUCGAAAGGGCGUUCCCACCACGCGUAGCGUAGCUUCUCCUUGUCUUCUUCGGAUCCACCCUCUCUUCAACUGUUUGCGUGUAGUAUCAACUUAAAUUAAAAAAAGAGAAGAGGGAGAGAUGGCAGAUCGAUUGACGCGUAUAGCCAUAGUAACCUCUGAUAGAUGCAAGCCUAAGAAGUGCCGUCAAGAGUGCAAGAAGAGCUGCCCCGUUGUUAAAACUGGGAAACUGUGUAUAGAGGUGACUCCUAUUUCGAAGAUAGCUUUUAUUUCGGAGGAGUUGUGCAUUGGAUGUGGUAUCUGUGUCAAGAAAUGCCCAUUUGAAGCAAUUCAGAUCAUUAACUUGCCUAAGGAUUUGGAUAAAGACACUACCCAUCGUUAUGGCCCCAAUACCUUUAAGUUGCACAGGCUACCAGUUCCGAGGCCUGGGCAAGUUCUUGGCUUGGUUGGAACAAACGGCAUUGGCAAGUCCACUGCUCUCAAAGUUCUAGCUGGAAAACUGAAACCUAAUUUGGGUCGUUUCAAUAACCCUCCUGAUUGGCAGGAAAUUCUGACUUACUUUCGAGGAUCUGAGCUUCAGAAUUACUUUACCCGUAUCCUAGAGGAUAAUUUGAAGGCCAUCAUAAAGCCUCAAUACGUUGACCACAUUCCAAGAGCAGUUCAAGGCAAUGUUGGGCAAGUGCUUGACCAAAAAGAUGAGAGCCACAGGAAGGCAGAACUUUGUCGUGAUCUUGAUCUGAACCAGGUUAUAGAUCGUAAUGUGGGGGAUUUAUCAGGUGGAGAGCUCCAAAGAUUUGCUAUUGCUGUUGUUGCAAUACAGAAUGCAGAGAUAUAUAUGUUUGAUGAACCUUCAAGUUAUCUUGAUGUCAAGCAGAGGCUUAAAGCUGCCCAAGUUAUCCGAUCUUUGCUCAGGGCCAACAGCUAUGUUAUUGUGGUGGAGCAUGAUCUUAGUGUCCUGGAUUAUUUAUCUGACUUCAUUUGCUGCUUGUACGGGAAACCGGGUGCGUAUGGAGUAGUAACCCUUCCCUUUUCUGUGAGAGAAGGUAUCAAUAUAUUUUUGUCUGGGUUUGUUCCUACAGAAAACCUACGAUUCCGGGAUGAAUCUUUAACCUUCAAGGUUGCUGAGACUCCACAGGAUAAUGCUGAGGAGAUUCAAACAUAUGCACGAUACAAAUACCCAACCAUGAGUAAAACUCAGGGCAAUUUCAAGCUUAGUGUCGUUGAGGGUGAAUUUACUGACUCUCAGAUUGUAGUAAUGCUUGGUGAGAAUGGGACAGGGAAGACAACAUUUAUCCGCAUGCUGGCUGGUUUGCUGAAACCUGAUACUAUAGAAGAUUCUGAAUCUGAGAUACCUGAGUUCAAUGUUUCUUACAAACCCCAGAAGAUAAGCCCCAAGUUUCAACACAGUGUCAGACAGUUACUGCAUUCAAAGAUACGUGAUUCGUAUAUGCAUCCUCAGUUUGUUUCAGAUGUCAUGAAACCACUUCUUAUUGAGCAACUGAUGGAUCAAGAAGUUGUAAAUCUAUCUGGUGGAGAGUUGCAAAGAGUUGCAUUAUGUCUAUGCCUUGGAAAGCCAGCAGACAUUUAUUUGAUAGAUGAACCAAGUGCGUAUCUUGAUUCUGAGCAGCGUAUUGUUGCUUCAAAAGUCAUCAAGAGGUUUAUCCUACAUGCAAAGAAGACUGCAUUUGUGGUGGAGCAUGAUUUUAUAAUGGCAACAUACCUGGCUGAUAGAGUUAUUGUGUACGAGGGACAGCCUUCUGUGGAUUGCACAGCAAAUUCUCCUCAGUCAUUGUUGACUGGGAUGAAUCUCUUCUUGUCUCAUCUGGAUAUCACAUUUAGACGAGACCCCACUAAUUUCCGGCCAAGAAUCAACAAAUUGGACUCGACCAAGGACAGGGAGCAGAAAACUGCCGGGUCAUAUUAUUACCUGGAUGAUUGAUGUAACAAUUGACACAGGCAUCGCACGGAUUAAUUUAUAAUCCUGGUCAAGGUGGCACCGAUUUGAUUAAAUUUUCUAUCCCAGUCAAGUCAAUGUGCUAUGCUGACAAAUGACUGGAUUUCCUCUGCCUGCUAAGAGGCCAUGGUUUCUCUUUUCGCCUAAAUGAGUCUGUGGCUGCUCAUGAUGAUGCUUUAUGAUAUUUUCUCCUGUGUCGAGUUUUUUGUUCUCCAGUUUUUGUUUUCAUGACAUUAGGUGAGUGAAUCAUAAUGAUAACCGAAUCCUUUUUGGGCAUUUGCAGCUUCAAGUUGUAUUUUGAAUAGAAUUACUAUUAAUCAGAAGAAAUAACAAAAAAAAGGGGCAAACACUGAGCUAAUAGAGGUCCUAGCCUGUGUUUUGUA
Messenger RNA from Populus nigra (black poplar), 2417 nucleotides. Its product is annotated as ABC transporter E family member 2-like. Bases 202 to 2019 code for a protein of 605 amino acids. Gene Ontology annotation, molecular function: ribosomal small subunit binding; iron ion binding; ATP binding. NCBI's taxonomy places the organism in Eukaryota, Viridiplantae, Streptophyta, Magnoliopsida, Malpighiales, Salicaceae. The transcript has 13 exons. Gene Ontology annotation, biological process: translational initiation; translational termination; ribosomal subunit export from nucleus. The record is from RefSeq and is a predicted model, not a curated record.